UGUCUUAAUUCUACUUUUGUGCAACAGGCCCCAGGUAGGUGUUUACAGUAGGCCUUCAGCAGAACAAUCAACUAUAACCAGGACUAAUUAUAUAUAGAUAUUCUGAAAAUCCUACCAACCCAACACCAGAUCAAUGUGCCCAGACCAUUACUGACAAAUGAUGAACAAUCCAACCACUGUUUGACCUGUUGGUAUAGUUUCAGUGCCAGAACAAAACAAGGUAAUGUCGACAACACCCAAAGAUACACCUGACAGUUUCCUCGUGAUGUAGUCUACAAAAUAUUGACAAAAGCCACCCUUCAACUCGGACCCACUGAGUGAUACACAGGUGAAAACAAAAGCUUCACAAUCACCUCUGAAAAGCUAGGAUGGGGAAUGACAACAUGACAUAGCAGAGAAGUAAACAGAUUUUCUAUCUGCAUCCGUUUCAACACAUAGGAAAAUGUUAAUCACAGCCUGGCUGGUCAUGCCCUCUGCUUGGCGGCGUGUGUGUUAUAAAUCACCUCAACAUGACGGCCACUGACGACAACUGCAGCACAUACCUAGAAAUAUGGCACAGCCAUGGCUGAACGUUAGCCUACAUCCAGAGAGAAGUAACUUUACAUAAUCUAACAAUAAUUAUUGUAUCCAUAGCCUAAGGUUACGCUAUAACACGACCGUCCUUCUUAUUGGAUUUAUAAACCUGAAGGCUUGUUUGUAUUUUCUGUAUAGAACGAAGAACGGGUGCCUUUGGGACCGUACUAUCUGGGAUCGUUGGGACGUCCUACCUCAUUGCAGUCGACAUGGUUAAGGUUAUGCGUUAAGGUAAUGCGUUAAAGUAAUGCAUUAAGGUAAUGUGUUAAGGAAAUGGUACGGACGGCCCAAGGAUCACAAAUAGCAGUGACCAUAGCCGGAGAGGGCACACGGUUUCGGGAGCCAUUACUUUUGACGUAACUAGCUCGUUAACCGGCUGUUUUAACUCAGACUGCGGUAGCAGCGGGGUGUAAAAGACGGAAGUAAAUGACCGACAGUGACCUCCUGGCCAAAACGUGUUGAGGCGGAUAGGUCUUUACACCUUUUGUCAACUAAAUAAAAGGCGCACAUUAUUGGUACUAAGAGCGAAGCAAUAUUUUAUACUCGAGCAAUUUCGUUAAAAAAAUAUAUAAUUAAGGAGGGUGCGCAGGGUUGUAUUUUAUCGUACGAGCUAGAUAGAGACAGCAGCUCUUUGUCUCGUUUCGGUUAGUUUAGUUAAUUUAGUCUGAUAUCUUAAGUAGCUAGACAACUGCGACAAUGGAUAAAGCAAAAUCAAUUAUAGGGAAAAAAGGGUCAGGAUCUUGUCAUGCCAACGGACUUCAGAGGGAGUUUCAUUCCCAGGCUAACAUCGGUGGCUGUAACGCUUACAAAUCAAGUGGAAACUGUAGUGGUGACAGUAGCAAUAUUGAACACUUCAAUCACCUGCAGCCCGAUCACGUCGAAGCCAAUGGGUCAUCUCCUGCGAAAAGAUGCCGGUUACGAAGAAGAGUUGAGUCGGUGAAGAGAAACAGACCACCCUUCCCCUGGUUUGGGAUGGACAUCGGCGGUACUCUGGUGAAGCUGGUCUACUUCGAGCCUAAGGACAUCACGGCGGAGGAGGAACAGGAAGAGGUGGAAAACCUGAAGAGCAUCCGCCGCUACUUGACCUCCAACACGGCGUACGGGAAGACGGGCGUCCGAGACGUCCACCUGGAACUGAAGAACCUGACCAUGUGUGGCCGGACGGGCAACCUGCAUUUCAUCCGCUUCCCCACGCAGGCCAUGCAUCGCUUCAUCCAGAUGGGCAGCGACAAGAACUUCUCCAGCCUUCACACCACGCUCUGCGCCACGGGCGGAGGGGCCUACAAGUUCGAGAACGACUUCAGAACGAUGGCUGAUUUAGAGCUGUUGAAGCUGGACGAGCUUGAUUGUCUGAUUCACGGCCUGCUCUAUGUGGACUCCGUGAGCUUCAACGGCCACCCUCAGUGUUACUACUUGGAGAACCCGUCAGACACCCAGAACAGUGUGAAGACACCGUGCAGUCUGGCCGACCCAUUCCCUAUGCUGCUGGUCAACAUUGGAUCUGGGGUUAGCAUCCUGGCUGUGUACUCCAAAGACGACUACAAACGGGUCACCGGCACCAGUCUUGGUGGGGGUACGUUCCUGGGCCUGUGCUGCCUGCUGACUGGGUGUGAGACAUUUGAAGAGGCUCUGGAUAUGGCUAGCAGAGGCGACAGCCGCAAUGUGGACAAGCUGGUGAGGGAUAUCUACGGAGGAGACUAUGAGCGUUUCAGCCUCCAAGGAUCUGCUGUAGCCUCCAGCUUUGGCCACAUGAUGAGUAAACAGAAACGAGACUCCAUCAGCAAAGAGGACCUGGCCCGGGCUAUGCUGGUCACCAUCACCAAUAACAUCGGUUCCAUUGCACGCAUGUGUGCCGUCAACGAGAAAAUCGAGAGAGUUGUGUUUGUUGGGAAUUUCUUACGGAUCAACACCGUGUCUACUAAGCUGCUGGCCUACGCCAUGGACUUCUGGUCCAAGGGACAACUGAAGGCCCUGUUCCUAGAACACGAGGGAUAUUUUGGCGCAGUUGGGGCAUUCCUGGAGCUGCUAAAGUCGUCUGAGGAGCCAUGAUGAUAUGCCAAUGUCAUCCCUCAAGAAGCUGCCGAGAAGCCGCCACAGGAAACUGGAAAAGCCAUUUAAUAAUUUAACUCUAAAUAUCUUUGAACUAUUUUCUCUAAAAUCCCCUCAAAUAGAGGUUUUAUUAAUAAAGAUAAUGUAAUGUCUCAUGUCAUGAACCCUGUGUGGCAGGUAAUUGCUAAGGGUCACAGAGACUGUGUUAGUUUCUUGGUACUGUGUGUAAAUAUCUAUUCUCGUAGUUCUAGAGUGCACUAAAGCCAAAACCUGCUGAGAUUUUACAUGUGUGACAGGAGUCUGCAGUCUUCGGUAUAGAGGACAGGGUGUUUCUCUCAACAUAUGAAUAUUGCCUUGUCUGCUGCUGUUCUGUCCAUCAUUGUGAAAAAGGGGGGGGGGGGGGGUGGUGGUGGUGUGUGUGUGGCAGGUAAUUGCUAAGGGUCACAGAGACUGUGUUACUUUCUUGGUACUGUGUGUAAAUAUCUAUUCUCGUAGUUCUAGAGUGCACUAAAGCCAAAACCUGCUGAGAUUUUACCUGUGUGACAGGAGUCUGCAGUCUUCGGUAUAGAGGACAGGGUGUUUCUCUCAACAUAUGAAUAUUGCCUUGUCUGCUGCUGUUCUGUCCAUCAUUGUGAAAAAGGGGGGGGGGGUGGUGGUGUGUGUAAGUUCUAUUUGUAUCAAAUGAAGGGACCAAAGAGGCUGAUUCAUCAUAAUUGACUGUCCCUUUUAAUUCAGCAUGUCACAACGAGGGUCCACUCUCCUGUUGCUUGUGUCACAUUCAUCAUAGGUUUAUUAACACAUCACGGUUAACAGAUAUGUCGUGUUUAUAAACUCUUGGUUCACCAGCCUCCAAACUCUCUAGUCUCUUUUUUAGUGAUGACGUUAUGUUGGUACGUCUGUCAGGUUAAGAUAUUAUGUUAUGAAUCUUGAUACUUUGGUUAUUUUGAGAUGCUGCACUACGAGUCCAGUAGAAGUAUCCACUUCUGUUUGUUGCACACUUGCCUACCUAAUAAAGUGUUUGUUGCACACUUGCCUACCUAA
Molecule: messenger RNA, 3663 nt
Organism: Oncorhynchus kisutch (coho salmon)
Lineage: Eukaryota; Metazoa; Chordata; Actinopteri; Salmoniformes; Salmonidae
Product: pantothenate kinase 1-like
Exons: 7
Coding region: 1270-2622 (450 amino acids)
Biological process (GO): coenzyme A biosynthetic process
Cellular component (GO): nucleus; cytosol
Molecular function (GO): pantothenate kinase activity; ATP binding
Source: RefSeq, a predicted model, not a curated record